UCAAACCAUCAAAAAGUUUCACAACCGAUCUACUUCUAGUUCUCCAUAUCAAAACUGAAGAGAAACGGGAAUUAAUGGCAUUUGUGUCAAUAAACCGUAAAUUACAAUGACGGCUGUGUAGGAGAGGGAAAAGGAAUUAAAUAGUAACUUGUAAUUUAUUUUUCACUCGGUUAAUUCAAGUUGGAGAUCACCUUAAACUUAGAAAUGAACUACAGUAAUGGAUGAGGUGAUUUACGGAGACUGCAGCCAUAGUGGAGACAGCAAGAGGAAGUGUGUGGAACUGGAGGAAACAAAACAGAGGGACCAUGGGAAGAUAAUGGAAGAAAGGUUUCCGCAGUCUUUGGAGAACAGUGGAGACCAGCAUAUUACCAAUGAUAGGAACCCUUCAGAAACAGCAUGUGGGAGCCUUCCAAAUAUGGAGCAAAAAACUGUUUGCAGAACAGAUCUGAAAGAUGCUUCAGAGUCAAGCAAUAAGGAAACCACAAGCCAAGUGAACAAGAGUUAUAAAUGUGAUCACUGUGAUUCCGUUUUUCGUCAGAAGAACAACCUAAGGAGACAUUUAAAGUUGCAUUCAGGGCAUAAACCCUAUGUAUGUAAAGAAUGUGGACUAUCAUUUUACGUGCAGGAUUCUUUGAAGAAACACAUGAGAACUCACACUGGGGAAAAACCAUAUAAGUGUGGAGAAUGCAACACCUCCUUUGCUCAUAGUGGUCAUUUGAAAGCGCAUAAGAGAACACAUUCAGGAGAAAAGCCUUAUAAGUGCCAGGAGUGUGGCUUAUUUUUUUCUCAAGCAGGUAAUCUGAAAGUUCAUAUGCGUGUUCAUACAGGGGAAAAGCCCUUUGUUUGCAAAGUCUGUGGAGCUGCGUUUGCCAUUAGUAGUGUAUUCAAAAAGCAUAAAUUGGUUCACACUGGUGAGCGUCCCUUUAAGUGUUCUUAUUGUAAUGCAAGAUUUUCUAGUAAUUCCAAUUUGUCAAGGCACAACAAGACACACACGGGAGAAAGACCUUUCAAGUGCCAAUUAUGUGAUGCAGCUUUUCCAGUUAAAAAUUCAUUAGAUCGUCACAUCAAGUCACACACAGGUGAACGUCCAUACUGCUGUGAAAUGUGUGGUGCUGUUUUUGCUGAUAUGUCAGAUCUUACGAAACAUAGGAAAACUCAUUCUUCUGAAAAGCCAUUGAAAUGUAAUGUAUGUGGAAAAGGUUUCUUUUCUAAAUCUCAAAUGAAUAUUCAUAUUAGAACUCAUACUGGAGAAAAGCCACAUAAAUGUCAGUUAUGUGAUGCAGCUUUUGCACAGAUAGGUACACUGAACAAACACAAACAAAGACACUCAGGAAAAAAACCUUUUCGAUGUGAUGUGUGUGGUACACAGUUCACAGCUAAAAGCAGCUUGAAAAAACACAUGGAAAGACAUUCAUCAAGUGCUGUGCCAUCGACACCAAGUACUUGUAAUAUCUCUCCUUACUGUGGAGUGAAUCUGGAGACACCUUUUCAUGAUAUUCAGAACAAAGUAUUAAACACCAGUGGCUUAUGUAGUCAGGAAACAUUAUCACUGCCUUCCAAAUUGAUAACAGAAUCACCCCAGAUGGGAGAUUCAUUGAGUGUUGGGACCAUGUCGUUAAACUCAGAUGACAGCAUUUUGAAUAAACGUGUGGUGCAAGGAAGCAGUCAGAGUCCUUUACCAUCAAUUCCAUCUUCGCUUCAUAGUGUGGAAUCUACCUAUAUAGAUGUAGCAAAUUAUAAUUCGGGGUUGCAUACACUAGGUGGAGAUGUACCUGAAACCAGUUCUGUUCUUAGCAGUUAUACAGCUCUUGAAGAGAGAAGCACUCCAAUCUCUUUCCCAGAUCUGCAUGAUGCUAAUGAACUCUGUGAUAUUGGAAAGAAUCCAGCAAUAGUUGGUAAUGAAGUGCAGUAUCUUCACACCUUUUCUGAAGUUGUUGCAGUGCCUUCCAUCCAGCCAGAGGGUACAGGGAAUUCACUUGUAUCAGACCUCACACCCCCACAGAAAUGGUAGCCAUCACACAAGAGUUUUGAUAUUGGCUUUGAUGUUUGGCUUGUAGUACAAAUGUUUAGUUUAGUAGUUUGCAAAUGUCAAACAAUUUAUGAAGCACCUGCUAUACAUGACAUAUAGUAUGAGAACUAGAGUAUAUAAGUGUUUGCAAUAAUUAUUCAUAAUAUAUUCAACAAAAUUUUUGGCCAAAUGUUGGUUCUUCUGUGUUAGUCUUUUCCCCUUUUAAAAUAUUUUUGUUUACAGAGAUAUAUAGAAAAGCAAUUAAGGUGAGUUGUGGAUUAGUACAAAACUCACCAGUGUGAGCAGUUUCAAUUUCAGUCCCUGUUUUGUAAUAACAAAACAUAAAGGAAGUUGGCUGGAAAACUGAUGCCAUUUAUUCUUUUCCAGUACUGAGAGAGUACACGUCUCUCAAUAUGGUCAUUAUAAAGGAAUUGAUAGCAGUUUAGCAGUAUGUAUCAUAGAUGAUAAUGUGAAAAUGUAUUUACAUAUAUUGUAAGAGAUUAACAGAAACUUGUGUAUUUAUAUAUAUAUUUUUAUUGUUACAUAUAUUUUUAACUUGUUUUAAUUUUGUGAUACCAAAAUAUACCUUUUAAAAGUAUAAGUGUCUAUUACGUUUCCAUAUGGUAAAUCCUUAUUCAAAUUAUGAGCCAUGCCCUCACUAACAAAACUAUUAUCAGAUC
Penaeus indicus is the source of this 2688-nucleotide messenger RNA. RefSeq names its product gastrula zinc finger protein XlCGF57.1-like. The record is from RefSeq and is a predicted model, not a curated record. Lineage: Eukaryota; Metazoa; Arthropoda; Malacostraca; Decapoda; Penaeidae. The transcript has 4 exons. The coding region runs from base 218 to 2011 and encodes 597 amino acids.